Messenger RNA from Glycine soja, 1098 nucleotides. RefSeq names its product protein MAIN-LIKE 1-like. Bases 1 to 1098 code for a protein of 365 amino acids. The transcript has 3 exons. The record is from RefSeq and is a predicted model, not a curated record. NCBI's taxonomy places the organism in Eukaryota, Viridiplantae, Streptophyta, Magnoliopsida, Fabales, Fabaceae.
AUGGUUAGGACCAGAGGAUUAGGUCGUGCCUUAGGUCACGUUACUGGCAGAGGUGUGGGCAGAGGAGAUCAUGAUGAUUCCAAUGAUGCUCCGCAGCAUCGAUGGCCUAUCGCAUCUGCACGGAGGCAGCGAGUCUCUGUCACUGCGGCGCAUGAUGAGCCAGUGGUCCCUGCACCAGAUAUUGAGGCUGAUGUAUUUCUGGAUGACCCGAUGGCACCAAUUGAUGUAGAGGACAUUGUGGCAGACAUUCCUGCAGACAUAGGCGCAGAGGCUUCUGAGGAUGAGCAUGAGGGAUUUUUGGGUGGUCUGAGCGACCCAUUCGUGCUGACCCAGUAUGCGGAUCACGUUGCUUGCAGCGUAUGGAUGGGAGAGCCCUUGCACGUGGAUGAUGCGGUUCAGAUGCUGUUGGACUUAUUGAUGGUCUCUACAGAGUCUGCCAGGGCUGAGAUAACCCAGUGUCGUGGAUCGUACGUACGCCUGCAAUGGGUACGUGAUUUAUACGAGCGCCGAUGCCAGGCAGGUCAUUGGACAGCUGCGGCUCGCGCAUAUCUUCUUCAUCUUCUGGGUUGCACUUUGUUUGCUAACAAGAUUGCAACCAAUGUGCAUGUUGUGUACUUGGAGGCCCUUCGUGACCUCAGUCAGACCGGGAGGUACGCCCGGGGAGUGGCUGCUCUAGUGCAUAUGUACGACCAGCUGAACGAUGCCUCUAUCAGUAGCAGGUGGAUUGCGACGAAGAAGACUGUGAAGAGCAUACGUACACCGGCGUACAGGGAGCGCCUGGACCGACUCCAGAUUCCGGAUGUCUGUUGGAUCCCGUAUGGGGAGCACCAACCGGUCCAAGACUUCCAUGUGGUAUCAUGCUAUUCCGGUCUCCUGCGCUGGGGGCCUGUUGCUAUUUAUUAUCGACCAGAGAGGGUCGUGCGGCAGUUUGGAUACACGCAGACCAUUCCUGCUCCUCCUAUCGAUUCAUGGGUGUCGUAUGAUGAUAUACAUGACAGGUGGAUGCACUACUCGGGUCAUAUCGUUCCAGCAAGUGAGGUGUGUGUUGUGCCAGUGACUACAUGGACUGGUUCUUUCGCAUCUUGCAUCCUUUCAUGA